CAUAAUCAGCUCAACUUGUCAGCUUGUAUCAAAUCAACUGGAUUGAACUUUGGGAGUAUGCAAUGUCUGGUUAUUUGUUAAUAACAUAGCGUUUCUUUAUAAAUAGUCGAAUGUAAAUAAUAUUCUAAUGCUUCCGUCAACCGGCUAUUUUAAAGGCCUGAAUUGUCCUUUUUUUGAUAGCGGUCUUUGUGAACGGCCUUACUGUCAUUUUCGUCAUGUUAAGAAAGAACCCCAAAACAACGAUGGCAUCGAAAGCGAUACAAUUUUACAAAAACUGGUGUCUGCAGCCGUACAAAAGGUACUGCAACAAACGGAAUCUUCAGGAUCAGUAUCUCCGACCGGCAGAUCAACAACAAAUGAAGUAUCAAAGACAAACAUAGUACCUGUAACUUCUAAAGCUACAUACAACCCGACACCGAUAGCAGAGUUAAACAAAAUUAAUAACGUCGACACAGAAAACAACGAAGAUGCAAAUGAACAAAGAAAGAAGCACAUUCCAGUACCUUACACACCUAGAAAGCCAGCUAAUAUGGCUAUUAAGCGCCCAGUUGAAGUUAAUGGUUCUUUUAAACCUUUUAUAUAUAUACCUCCGCCCACCACAUAUACUCCUGGUUCCACUGAGAAGUCACAAUUAGAUCCAUACACUCCAAAAGGUACGGUAGAAUCAAAAGAAAAAUAUUUGCCAGGAAAAGAGACUGAAUUACAAGAGUAUACACCUAAUGAAAACUCAACAUCAACAAAACGGAGCUAUGUUCCCUCAGAUAAAAAUUCAAACAAAAAGAAGAUUUUAGAAUAUAAACCUACAAAGGUAACUAGCAAGCCAGAAGUGGCAAAGGUUACAUAUCAACCCACACCAAGGUCUCUAGCUCCAUGUUUUUCUAGCGAUGAGGAAGUUGAACCUGAAGAAAAGAAGAGAAAAUUAUCAAGUGAUUUGAAUGGUUUAGAUGACUUGGGUGCAGAGUUUGAUAUACUAGAUCAAAUUUUAGAUGAAGAGAAAUGUGAAAAUAAUGUUAAAAACAGUAGUGAGAGAAAUACAACAGCAAAAAAUAACAAAGAAAAUAGUGAAAAAAAGGACACUAAAAGUAAGGAUGACAAAUCUGAUAAGGAUAGAAAUAAAUCUAAUAAAAGUAAAUCUGACAGCAGAGAAAAGUCUGAAACACAGGAUAAGCAGUCAAAAAGUAAAAUCUCCUCCAGUAAAGAUUCUGAAAAAAAAUCAAGUCAUAAAAGUUCAAGUAAAGAUAGAGAUAAAUCAGAUAAGAAACAUUCUUCAAAAAGUUCAAAACAUAAAAGCAGUUCUUCUAGGAGUUCAGAACAUCAUUCCAAAAAUUCAAAGUAUCACAAAGAGGAUACUAAAAAAAAAGAAAAGAGUCACAAACAGAAAAGUCAUAAAAGCUCUAAACAUCACAAAGAUAAACAUAAAGAAAAAAAAGAAGAGCCAGAGGAUGAUAACUUCGACUCCCACGAAAACAAUGAAGAGCUUCUAGAGAUGUCGGAAUCAGAUGAAGAAAGUAUCACAUUAGAAUGUAAGAAAAUUUUUGAAGAAUAUGUACCUGUAGAAAAACCUAAAGUUGUUGAGGAUACAGUCAACAAGGAUGAUGAUAAUGAGGCAGAGGAAUAUAUAUCAAGUAAGAAAAGAAUAUCUCACACUAUUGAUAAAAAUAUAAAAGUAACUCCAAGGCCACAAGUGAAACCUAAUUUUAAGAUAAAUGCAGCACAAGCAAUGGCUGAUAGAAUGGCAAAAAUAAGAGAAUUUCAUGCAUCGAAAACCCCACCGAAUAAAAAUGAAGUUAUUCAAAAACCACCAGAAUCACAACAGAAUAAUGUGUUCACUCCCCCAAGUAGUGGUAAUACUAAAAUUAGAAUUGCUCAUGUGCCUUAUGCAUCUACAUUAGUUAAUGCCAAAAAAGGUAUUUCACACACCCCAGACAAUAAAAAAAGUAGUCCAUCAACUAGUUGUACUUCUAUACAGACAGUUAAAAAAGGCACUCAGAGAGUUGCCCACAUGCCUAAUGAGAAAUUUAUUGACCGACCUGGUGUGUUAGAGCCUCUUGCCUCCAAAAUACCCGCAAAUAUUAGAUCUAUAUACUUGAAUAUGAUGAUAGAUGAAUGUUUAAAAAUUUAUUUAUCAUCAACUGAUGCUUAUGCCAGAGCUCAACAUGAAGAAUUAGCAACAAGUAAAAAGUGCUCAACUAUUCCAAUAUACAAAAAUUCUUCAGUACUUACAGUAAGUAGGCUAAGAAAGGAAGUGCAAGAAUGCAAUGGUGUUAAGAAGUCCAGCUCUGAAUGUACAGCUUUGCAGAAAAUUCCACAGGCAAUAUCUGGUACCACAAGUAGUGCAGGAUCUUGGAGCAUAGAAAACAAAAAUAAGAAGAAUGUGAUUGAUAAAAAUUACUUUAGUGGUGCAAAACUGUAUAGCAAUAUACAGAAAUGGGUUUUAACAGAGGAACAAUUACAAAGUAAUGGUUUUCCAAGACCACAUAGCAGUGGUGAAAAAGGGAGAGCAAUUAUCUAUGGUCAGAAAAAGCAGAAUCCUCCUAAAGGUUAUAUAAGGACUUGCUGUCGAUGUAAAAAAGAUUAUACAGUAAAUAAAAAGGGUUUCCCUGCUGUUAAAGAAGAGUGUAUUUAUCAUCCUAACAAUAAAUAUAGAGUGAGAGGAGAAGCACGUUACCAGUGUUGCAGUCAAGAUGCCACAUCAGAUGGAUGUUGUAUAGCUUCCUGCCAUGUAUAUGAAUUUGUAGAUUAUGAAAACUUAAAAGGUUAUAUUAGAACUAUGCCACCAGAAUCAGAAAGUGAUGAUUAUGGAGUUUAUUCAUUAGAUUGUGAAAUGUGUUACACAACACAUGGGUUAGACUUGACUAGGGUAACUGUAAUAAAUUCAGCCUGUAAAGUUGUUUAUGAGACACUUGUAAAACCUUUCUAUCCUAUAAUAGAUCAUAAUACAAGGUAUUCUGGUAUUACAGAAGAGCAAAUGAUGGGUGUGACAACCACACUUUUAGAGGUUCAAGCCACUCUUCUUAGUAUGUUUAAUAGUAAAACUAUAUUAAUUGGCCACAGCUUGGAAUCUGAUUUCAAAGCACUUAAACUGAUUCAUGAUACAGUAAUAGAUACUAGUGUUUUAUUUCCACAUAAAAUGGGCCCUCCAUAUAAGAGAGCUUUAAAGAAUCUAUCCUCUGAACAUCUUAAGAAAAUUAUUCAGAAUUCUGUUGAUGGUCACGACAGUGCUGAAGAUGCUACAGUGUGUAUGGAGUUAUUGAUCUUUAAAUUAAAAGAAGAUUUGAAGACAAGGUAAAAUUAUACUUAAAAACUUUUUUAAUUGCAGUUUCAUAGCUGCUAUAAACUUAGGUGCAACUACUGAUUGUUAUCUGGGCCAGUUGAUCUCUAAAACAUUUACAUUUAUUGUAAGCAGUGAUUAGCCAUUGUAGUGGAUCAAACAGUAAUACUCAGAAUUUGUGAGACAUGUUUAUGAUUUCGAUUAUCCUGGAUUUGAUCCGGACCACCCAAGUUGACCACUUAUUUGUAAAUGCUACACAAAUGUAGUCUGUUAAAUUGUAUUUUAUGUUAAAAUGAACUGAUUUUUUGAUAAUUGAUAAGUAAUGUUUGCCUACGGGUUAUAUGGUAUUAUAACAAUAUUUGUCAACAAUUGUAUAUUUCCUCUUAUUUAUGAAUUAAAUUUAUUUAAAAUUU
Papilio polytes (common Mormon) is the source of this 3684-nucleotide messenger RNA. Its product is annotated as RNA exonuclease 1 homolog. Lineage: Eukaryota; Metazoa; Arthropoda; Insecta; Lepidoptera; Papilionidae. The transcript has a single exon. Gene Ontology annotation, molecular function: exonuclease activity; nucleic acid binding. The record is from RefSeq and is a predicted model, not a curated record. Gene Ontology annotation, cellular component: nucleus. Bases 128 to 3289 code for a protein of 1053 amino acids.